Messenger RNA from Galleria mellonella (greater wax moth), 1979 nucleotides. Its product is annotated as gustatory receptor for sugar taste 64b-like. Bases 150 to 1586 code for a protein of 478 amino acids. The record is from RefSeq and is a predicted model, not a curated record. The transcript is spliced from 13 exons. Gene Ontology annotation, molecular function: taste receptor activity. Gene Ontology annotation, cellular component: membrane. NCBI's taxonomy places the organism in Eukaryota, Metazoa, Arthropoda, Insecta, Lepidoptera, Pyralidae. Gene Ontology annotation, biological process: sensory perception of chemical stimulus; detection of chemical stimulus involved in sensory perception of taste.
GAACAAACAACAAAAGGAAAAUGUUGUGAGAUAAAUAAAAUAUACAUUUAGUGUACAAGCUAUAUCGAGUGGAAUUAGACGCAUCCAGAGCCGUAGAAUAUUAUAUAAAAAGAAAUACAUUUCAUCACGAAAUCUCAUCACCGUUGAUUAUGAAUGAAAUAAAACCAAUUAGUAUCACCGUGCAAUCAACAGAUCGCUCGUACUCCAAAUUGUAUAACGAUUUGGAAAAGUUAAACUUCAAAGCAUUGCAUCAUAAGUAUCCUACUAUAAAUUACGGAAAUAAAGAAAGUACAACUACUUCGAAGACUCCAGGAAAAUGGACGUUAUGUAAAGCUAUACAAGGACAUGAAAGUGACGAUAUAAAUGAUCAGUAUUCUUUAUUCCAACAUUCAAUGAAGUGGGUACUGAUUUGUGGACAGUGUGUGGGUAUGAACCCCGUUUCAGGGAUAUUAGAGAAAGAAGUUUCAAACAUAAAGUUCAAAUAUUUUUCAUGGAGGUUUUUAUAUGGUGCAUUACUGUGUUUUUUUCAAAUUACAGCCUCAAUUCUUUGUUUAUUCAAAUUAUAUAGAACAUUUGUCUCUGUAAGAUUAUUGGCCCUUCUUUCCUUUUACUCUGCUAUUGGGAUAAAUACGUUUUCAUUCAUUCGUAUUGGUAAAAAAUGGCCAGCGCUAUUACUAAGCAUGUACAAAACAAACCUCGAUGAGUAUAUUGAUCUGAAUCUCAAAGUGAAGUGUACAGCUGCAAUGGGUAUUAUGUUAAUAUUGGCAAUAGUGGAACACAUUCUAUCCUUAAUAUCGAAUAUGAUAAGAGGUCUUCAUUGUCAGGACGAGCCGUAUAAUUUUUAUAGAGCCUACCUUGAACAUUCAUUUUCUUGGCUCUUUGAAAUUGGAAUACCUUUUAGUUUACCGCUUGGCAUUGUUAUGCAGAUCAUCAACCUGAUAUGUAUCAUAAGUUGGAGUUAUUCAGAUUUCUUCAUUGUCUGCAUCGGUUUCUAUUUAACAUCGAUUUUGGAAAAAAUCAAUACAAAGGUUACUUCUUCACGAGACAAGUGUAUGCCGCCCGCAUUCUGGAAGCAACUACGCGAGGACUACACGCAAGCUGGCCGGUUGGUUCGCAACUUCGAUAAUGCAAUCAAUGGAGUUAUAUUUACUUCAUAUGCAAACAAUUUAUUCUUUAUAUGCCUGCAGAUGUUCAAUGUACUUUCGCACAGAUAUAAGGAAAAACCAUCCGCAGCACCGUGUCCUAAUUUGCCAAGCGGUCCAUUUGGAGGAUACGAAAAUGUUAUAUAUUUUACAUAUUCUUUGUCUUUCGUGCUCGGUCGGUUUUUGGCUGUGUCACUAAUUACUUCUGGUAUCCACACAGCCUCGAACGAACCUGCAUCAGCUUUAUAUGAUAUACCAUCUACUAUGUAUUGCAGUGAGGUCCAAAGGUUCAUCGAACAAGUGCACGGAGAUACUUUGGCUUUAAGUGGUCUGCAAUUUUUCUACGUCACAAAAAGCUUAGUUCUUACAGUCGCAAGCACGAUUGUUACGUAUGAACUUGUAUUGCUACAAUUCAAUGGUGAAGAAAUGGUUCAUAAAAAUUAGAAUAAGCGAUGAUAGUUUAAUUAAUAAUUCGUAUUACAUAUAUACGAGUACAUAUGUAUUUAUAAUAUAUAAUCUGUUCUAAUAAAACUUAUUAUUAUAAGUAUUAUAUAUUUUUUUGUCGUGUAGUCCCGGUAUAGGCCACCCCUUCCUUUCCCCUGGGUGUCGUAAGAGGCGACUACGGAAGAGCGAGGGAUGGGCAGCAGCGUUCCUCUUAAAACGUCUCCAAAGCCUACCAGCGAUUACCAACAAGCGUGGUAACUAGCAAAAUCCCCCAAAGUGGAGCCUUAUGUUUAGCAGUGGACAUUUAAAGGCUGAUAUGAUGAUGAUGAUGAUAAUGCUUAUUUGCCAUUCUUUAUAUAUAUAUUCACUUACCUCUACUGUUGUCCAUCUCAU